UUUCUCAUAUUUAUUUUUACUGCUAUUUUUUUUUUUCUCUAUUACCCUUUCUUCUUUUUCCUUUUGUAUUUAUUGUACCUAUUUGUUUGCGACCAGGCAAUGGUGAUUGUGGAGCUGUUAUGAAGUUUGGCAAACAACUUGAAACCGAAGCCGAGGAUAUUCCGACAGAGUGGCGUCCUUACUUGAUUCAAUACAAGGCAUUGAAGAAAACAAUUGCCAAGGUAGCAGAAGAGAUUGAAAAGCGAGGGCUGUCUGCUUCUGUAUUGCAUGCAAGCCUUGGAGCCGAGAAAAAUGGAAAGGAUAACAGUAUACCCCGUGUCAAGUACUAUUUCACUGGUGAACCUCCCAAUGUGCGUCCUUGCAUUCAGUUCAACUAUGACUAUUCGCAACCGCAAGUCCAACAGUUGUUUGAGCGCCUGAUUCAUGGGAACAGUUCAACCCGUGGCGGUGACGGUCUGGAUGGGACGCUCGAAUACCGGCGGAGCUACGACAACAGCGAUUUUUUCACGUUACACAGUGGCACGCAAAAGCAUGAUAAUGCCCACACGAUGAAUGCUUCGCUCCAAAUUUCACAGCUACCAAUGGUCGACAAAGACGAUAGCAAAGAUAAGGACGAUGGCAAAAUGUCACCUGUGAAUGAGGAAUCAGAGGACAGUAGCAAGACAUUCCUCUCAGCAACCACCAUGCGAAAAAGACGAAACACCGCGGCUGCGCUCCUUCGCGAACUAAUGGAUACGAGUUUGGCCGAGAAGCGUGCAGUGGAAGCUUCAGUGGAUAUUCCAUCCGAUUUGAUGGAGAGUACAUCAGCGGGACCUUCAUUGGUAAUUGAUGCUUCCUCAGACAGCGAUACGAUCGCAUCAACCGAUGAAACUGUGUCCGUUGCUCCGGAGAUCCGAAGUCUGGUGAUUGAACUCGAACACGAUGAUGAAUUUUUCCACAUGUUGAUGACCGAGUUGCAAGAAGCUGCCAAAUUACAAAGCGCAACGUCCCAGCAGUUUGAACGCGACGUGAUCGAUUUUGAAACACGCAUGGUCACCCUGGCCAAACCAGACCAGCGAGACGACAUGUAUACUUGGCGAGAAAUUUUUUGCAUCUACAUUGAUGCGCAAAUCUUUCAAGGCCAAGUGGAAGCCGAUCGUACCAUGCGAUCGGUGGAGAAGUCGAAAGCGCAAUUGCAAUGGUUCAUGAAUCAAAUGCAGGGAAAGAACUUGACUUCCAAACUGAAAAGCAAGCCUUCCCAAUCCGCUUUCCAACAGUUCCUUGCACUGAAUACCGAAUUGAUCACCAUGAAACAUUAUCAAAUACUCAAUCGCACCGCCAUGACCAAGAUCCUCAAAAAGCACGAUAAACGAAGUGGCUUAACUGCCAGCACCACUUUUCCCAGUUUUGUUCGCGCUGACAAGUUCUUUAGUCCUGCAAUGGCAAGGAUGCUAUGUGCCACUAUCAUUGAAAAAGUAACAGCCAUUAUACCGCAACCCGACGACUAUUCAUGUCCCAUCUGCAUGGCUGUCGCCUGGCGACCUAUUCGAUUGGCUUGCAACCACGUGUUUUGCGUGCGAUGCCUCAUCAAGGCGCAAAGGAAGCAUAUGGACAGUUGUCCUUUAUGCCGAUAUCCCAAUGCGGUCCGUUCGGCGAGCGCCAUGAAUCUUGACGAGUCGAUGCAAAACUUCUUGAAAACGUACUUUCCGAGAGAAAUCAAGCAAAAGAAAAAGGAUAAUGAACGUGAGCAAGCCAUUGAAGAUAUCCAAACCUUCACUGGUCGCGCUUACACGGAGGAACAACUCAUGCGCAUGAACCGACAACAUGAACAAAACAAGUGCCUGAUCAUGUAAAUACAUAUAUACAAACCCAUUCAUCUUUAUUUAAUACCUUCAGCGAAUUAGAUGCAUCCUGUAAUAAACAUAAAAAGUUUUGGAUAAUUACAUCGUCAUAAACAAUCCUCAGUCAUAGUUGACUACUGUAUCUAUCAGUCAUGCCGUGCUGUGACUUGUGUCAUUACUACCUUGUGGUUUCUUUUUCUAAUUGAGAAAAUAUUGUACUUUCUGCCAACAUUGCUUCUGUUCGGAAGAUUUUUCUCGAACAUCGCCAGUUGCAACUUGAAUUUUCCAAAGAUGAUUUUAAAAUAAAUGCUGGAUUGUUUGCAAGGAUGGUUGCGAGGAUGGUCGUAAUGCUUGUAGUGAUGGUUGUGGAUAUGGAUAUGGAUAUGGAU
Messenger RNA from Radiomyces spectabilis, 2209 nucleotides. Its product is annotated as SPX domain-containing protein. The record is from RefSeq and is a predicted model, not a curated record. Bases 120 to 1832 code for a protein of 570 amino acids. Gene Ontology annotation, molecular function: metal ion binding. The transcript is spliced from 6 exons. NCBI's taxonomy places the organism in Eukaryota, Fungi, Mucoromycota, Mucoromycetes, Mucorales, Radiomycetaceae.